UGUUCACUAAAUUGCAUUAAAAUGGUGCAUGAAAAAUCAAUAUAGGUGGAUUAUUCAGUAAGCGAAAUUAGAAACAUGACGAAUACUGGUGCAAGCAAUCCAGUACUCACCACCCUAACUCUCAAUCCAUAAACAAAGUUCGUGUCCAGUUUUUUGUAUUUCUUUCUGCUAAAAAUGGAUUGAAAGUUUUCGUUUCAACAUUGAUUAAAAAAAAACAAGGUGACGAAUACUGGUACUUCAACCCUAGGUGGCGUAUGCCAAAAAUGCUAAAUGUGGGUGAAAAUGUGAAUCGAAUCUGCAAAUAGCUCCUCGCGGGGAAUUAGCGAUGCACGGCGUGGCAAUCCAAUGGCAGUCAGUCAGUCAGUCAGCCUGUCAAUAGAGCAGUAGGUGAAACCCGAUAUCGGCCGAUAAUCGAUUGUGUUUCGGCGCUAAAUUGGCUCACUAAUGGAGUGAGUUUGUUUUGUUGUUUGGGGUAAAUAUGCUCUCCAAUGAUGAUUUGUGGUGAUUUAAAGUGUGUUGAAAUGUUUGGCACCUGUUGAAUGCGGGUUAAAAUUAGCAUGCGUGUGACAACGGAAAUCUUCUUUGGUUAGUCAGUGCAAGUGCAGUGUAGAAGAGAACAAUAUCAACGGUGAUUACUUGUUUUCCAUGAGAUUGAAUGAAGGGCUGAGUGACACCCAAACGCAGGAUUCGCCGUUUCAACCCCAAAUGAGGUCAAUGAUUCUCCUACAAUCGCAGUGCAAAACGUGGUCAUAUUUUUUCCUCACGCCAUCCAAAGUGCCAUCGUUUAACGAUGUCUGGUCCCAUAAAAUCGCAACUUCGCGCCGCGAUUUCACUCGAGUGCCACAACAAUACAGAAGAAGGGUUUAAAUAAAAGUGCUCUGUCGUAGAAUAGUUGGGGGUGGGGAGUGGAAGCAUAAUGAUUCUUUCAUUUCGGAACGGUAAUAAGUGAUGCCAUAAAGUGUUCCGUGUCGUAUCCCGGGUGGAAAAAUCGACGAACGAAACGACAAAGUUUUCACACGACAGUUAUCCCACGGAUUAUAAUGUCUCUGCUGAAGUACAGUAAAACAUGGCCAUCGAUUCUCACCAAAAUGGCAGUCGUUCAGCUGAGCGUUGAUUCCAAUGGGAGGACCUACAGUUCGAUCGUGGAACCGGCUUGUCUAACGGGGCCCACCAAUCUGGUGGAAUCGAAUCCCAACUUCCGGAUGAUGGGUCAUCCGCAGAUUGUGAUUCAAACGCCGGGGGAAACGCAAAUGCCGUUGCCGGAUGUGGCCAACGUGGGCGAUGUGAAGCUUUCUGGGGGCUCGGGAAGUGUACAGUGCAUAUGUGGAAAUGGAAGUGCUGUGGGAGGGAUGAUGCGUUUGGAUGAAGAAAAGCGAUUCCGGCGGCCUUAUAGGUCCGAGUCGAUUAAGAUCGAUAAUUGGGAUUACAUUUACACGGAGAAGCUGCCGUUCAAGGGAAUGGGAAGUAAUGGUGCUAGUGCCACAGCGGAAAUCCCGUGCGACGACCACCGAUGCAUCACCGGCCAGGCUGCCCUGAAAGCGUCCACCCUUCGGAGACAUUACUACCCGGAGGGCGACUGGGGCUGGGUAAUUGUGUUUGUCGGGAUGCUUAGCAUAAUACUGAAUCAUGGAGUGCAAAUAUCGGGCCCUCUCUACCUGCUGCCAGCCGGGGAACGUUUCAAGCAAAGCGCCGUCAACAGUACAGGUGAGUGGAAUAUCUGAUAAUGACCAGAACCGAACGGAGAGAACCAGCAGAGCAAAAUGCCAUCACUAUCUAGCUGGUAGUGGUGGGUGUCAGCAGAAUACACAUUGUGCAAUCCAAUUUGGAUGCAUCAGAUUAGUGCCGAAGCAUUCUCAUUAGUUUUACCACAAUCCGUCCGAUCGGAACCCUCCGGCUGUGGGACACACUGAACUAUUCAGGGUAUGUGGUAUAUCGCAUGACUCCGCCAAACAGCGUUCGAAACGUUAUUCCGCAGAAUUCCCUGGAGAGGGAAUCCAGUGGCACAAAUAGUGCCACGAUCCAACGGUGUUUAGGCAAGACAAGCCUCACAAAAUUGUUAGGUCUCAUCGUUUGAAAAGUGAAAGCUAGAUAGUGACUAGUAUACGGUGAAUUGUGGGUAGAAGCUUAGACAAGUGGAGGCGAACAGAUGAUAGUACCAAAUUACUAAACUGACAUCCCAUUUUUUAUAAUACG
Molecule: messenger RNA, 2193 nt
Organism: Aedes aegypti (yellow fever mosquito)
Lineage: Eukaryota; Metazoa; Arthropoda; Insecta; Diptera; Culicidae
Exons: 3
Coding region: 1041-1721 (226 amino acids)
Source: RefSeq, a predicted model, not a curated record